Messenger RNA from Caenorhabditis elegans, 1778 nucleotides. The record is from the annotation of a RefSeq genome assembly. NCBI's taxonomy places the organism in Eukaryota, Metazoa, Nematoda, Chromadorea, Rhabditida, Rhabditidae.
AUGAGCUUCCUACAUGGACGAAGUGGAUACGACGAUGGAACAAAGUCAGACAUCGUGAUUUCAGUUGCAUUAGACGCAGGAUCUGGUGUUACCAAAAUGUGCCUGGAAUUCGAAAAUUUCGACCGACCAAACAGUGCUCAUGGAGUUUUGGUAGUAGGAUGGUAUACGGGUCAAGACAACCACGACAACAUUCAGAAGUAUCUUGGUCCAACACUGAAACAAUUAGAUGAAUUGAAACAAGUUACUUUCACAGAAAAUGGAACAUUGGUAACAAGAGAUGUACGACUGAAGUUGGUAGGCGAUUGCAAACUCGAAUCAGCGAUGUAUCAGCACCGUGGCCAGGCUCUUCUUGAUGGUUGUUGGAAAUGCGAUUUGUCUUGGUCAAAGUCCGGACAAAAUAUGGCAACCGUCGGCACAUUCGGUUUUGACCAAAGUGGUCGCCCCAGAACUCUGGCACAGAUGAAGCGAGAUGGUUUGGAACCGUUGCUCCAUGUUGAGCCAACUGAUUCAAUCCUCCCUUCAGUGCAUUCCAUGAUGGGCGUGGUCACUUCUUAUGCUGUAGAUCAGUUAUAUGCAGAAGCCAAUAAAAUCGACUUUGGUACAGAAGAUCUUCCGGAUACAUACAACCAGCAGAUGUCUCUCUUGAAUACUGUAAUUUCACAUGAAAAAAAAAAGCGAGAUCAUGGUAGCUGGUUUACAACGAGCUGCUGAAAUCUCACGAAAAGUGAAAGAAAUUCAUGAAGUAGGAGUUGAGAACCAGGGAGCCAAGAAUAUUUCAGCCUCAUGCAGUUCACCAUUAUGCUGUGUCAGUUUUCUUCCGAAGCCUCUUCAGAAUCAGCCAAUUUUCUUCUGCUCCAACUGUCCAGCUGUCUGUCACACCAUCUGUUCAGCAUUAUUUACAGAUGAUCAAAAGCACCGAGCGUUGAAAAUGCCUACAAUAUGCCUCAGAUGCAAAGAAGGGGAAGAUAUUACAGAAGAAGAUAUGUUGGGAAUUGUCACAGAAGCAAAUGAGGAAAUUUCGGAAAGUUUGAGAAAAGAGUCAAACGAAUUGGCAGAACUGAAACAGGAAAAGGAACAUCUUCAAAAUCUUUUUAAGAAAUCAUCAGGUCAAACUCGUAAAGCAUUGGAAGCCGUGUUCAAGGCUGUAGGAUGCUACCCAUCAGUAUACUAUGGCCAAAUGAACGGAAAUCAGGUAAAAUUCGAUUGAAAUAAGAGGAUAUGAGAAUAAGAACUAUUUGAGCUUGAAAAAGACACGAAAUAUUUGACAUAGAAAAAACUAAGAAUUAAAAACCUUAGCAUCGAUUUUUGACUGAUUAUUACAAUAAAAAUUAUUAUAGAUUCGAAACUUCCUGAAGCCUGAGAGUAUCGAUAAAGUGCUUGCUGUAUUUCCAAAAACACCCGAAAUGGCUCUUAUGAAGAAAUUGUGUCUGGAUUUUUCAAAGUGUAUGGCAGCGAGCAGGAAUGCCAUCUUGUCAGAUGAAGAAAUCGCAGAACUCUCUGAUACUAUCGAAUCAUUGAAAAAUCACAUCAGACAACUUCAUCCGUAUAUGGGAGUGACAGUCAAGCUGCAUCUACUCACAGCACAUGUCAUGGAAUAUGUGAAAAUUCAUAAAACGUGGGGAAGAUCAUCGGAGCAGGGCAUUGAAUCCUUUCAUGCCCUGUUCAAUACUAUCGAGCAUAAUUUUGCAUCCGUAAAAGACGUCAAGCUUUGCACAAAACUGAUGUUGAAGCACUUCUCGGGACUCAACUACGAAUUUGACCGCGGGAAGACUUUGUAG